AAGUGAUAAGGAUUUAUGGGGACAUAACGUCUUGACUCCCAAAAUGGGUCUGAUUGUGUGGACGUUAGUUCUCUGUGUUCUGAUGUACGAACCUGUGACUGAGUCCUGUCCUAGUGUCUGUAGCUGUCGAAGGAGUGCCUCCUGUGAUGGGACAUUUGUGAACUGUUAUGAUAGAGGGUUAACUGAAGUACCUACCAAUAUCCCCAUAGAUACAUGUAGCUUGUGGUUAAAUUUCAACAAGAUAACCAUUAUUCAGACCAAUGCCUUCAAUGGUUUGUCAAAUGUACAGUUUAUAGAUCUUGAAAGAAACAAAAUCACCACAAUAUAUGACAGUGCCUUCGCCAGCUUACACAAUUUAACUUACCUGUACAUUCAUAACAAUAACAUAACCGUAUUGGACAGAGAUAUUUUCCUGGGACUUUCAAAAUUAGAAACUCUUACAGUAGAAAACAAUCCUCUGCACUGUGGCUGCAUCUCAGCCGAGUUUGUCAGAUUUGCCAAAUUAAGAAACUUGAAGUUACGAUUAUGGUCUGAACCGACAUGUUCAACUCCCAGUAAUCUGACUGGAGUAUUAUUGCGGGAUCUGUCCUCAGAGGACAUGGAUUGUGACGUCACUACUGCAACAACGACAGGUACAGUUAUCAUUUUCUAACUUUAAAAACUCUCACUGAUUUGUCUGUGUUUCCUCAUAGACAACAUAUCCUAUAAUAGACACGUUUACAACACACUGUAAAUUACAUAUUUUCGUGGGGUCAAAUUUUCGUGGUUUGAGGAAAAAAUGUCGGUUCGUGGGGCUUUGGUUUCGUGGAUGAAGAACUUUUUAUAAGUAGUGCAUAUGAAAAUAUACAUUUCGUGGUGGACAUAAAUUCAUUGGUCUCUUUAUACCACGAAAACAACGAAAAUUAAACCCCCACGAAAAAUAGUGAUUUCACAGAAUCCUAUAAUAGAAAAUAGACAACAUAUUCAUAAUAGAAACAUAGACAAACAUAUCCUAUAAUUGAUACAUCGACAACAUAUUCUAUAAUUGACCCAUAAACAAUAUAUCCUAUAAUUGACACAUGGACAACAUAUCCUAUAAAUGACACAUAGACAACAUUUUCUAUAAUAGACACCUCUUUUUGGACUCAACUGAAGUUGAAAGGUGAGGUAAAAUUCAACAUUGUAACAUUGAUGUUGAAAGGGGUGACAAAGCAAGUUAGAGUAUAUUAACCUACCUUACUUAUGUGUACUUUACUUAUGUUUACUUUACUUACGUAUAGUUGUAAAUAUUCUUCUUUCAUGUAAAUUGGUUGAAUCCGAUUCGCCGAGAAACAUUUCCUAAAAGAUGACUAUUUCCCGUUGAAUAAUGAAGCCUCGCCGUCCAGCGCAGCAAAAGGCAACAUUGCAUGACGAAAAGUGAUUUACUACGAAAUAAAUGUUGACCUAACAUAAUUUAUGCGCGCAAGGUUCUCGUAAUAUG
Molecule: messenger RNA, 1459 nt
Organism: Saccostrea cuccullata (small rock oyster)
Lineage: Eukaryota; Metazoa; Mollusca; Bivalvia; Ostreida; Ostreidae
Product: slit homolog 2 protein-like
Exons: 5
Coding region: 44-652 (202 amino acids)
Molecular function (GO): protein binding
Source: RefSeq, a predicted model, not a curated record